This is a messenger RNA of Bacidia gigantensis, 678 nucleotides long. RefSeq lists its product as uncharacterized. Bases 1 to 678 code for a protein of 225 amino acids. The record is from RefSeq and is a predicted model, not a curated record. The transcript is spliced from 2 exons. Lineage: Eukaryota; Fungi; Ascomycota; Lecanoromycetes; Lecanorales; Ramalinaceae.
AUGGCGCCCAUUUCUCUCGCAGAUGUAAUCGCGAAUCGCACAUCUGUCUCGCUUGCGCGAUCACAGCGCCUCGUAUCCUCAUGGCUCCCUCCACCCCCUCCUCAAGAUUCCGAAAUCGCCAAAAGUUCAGUGAAGCAGGAACAGGCGGAUGUCUUUACACCUGAACCCGAAUUACGCGGCCUUGGUCGUCAGGCGCCCAAAGACGAGGGAUUAGGGGCAAGUAACGGCGUCGUGAAUUCACAAGAGGAGCAAUUGAGGAAACGGCUGUUGGGAAAAGGAGCUCCGGGAAACAAACGCAAACGUAACGAUCAGUUUGGAUUAGAGAGACAAGAUCUCAGCACCAAAAAGCCGCGGUCCGUACAAUCUUCUCAAAAGCGGAUGGGCGAUUCGGACAUGGAUGACGACGAAGACGUUGGGCGAUCUGCAGUGGGAAACCCCAGGAAACCGUCAGCAAAAGUUCAAAAUAAUUCUCUCAACGACGGAGAAGAUCUUGUAAGGGAAGACGAAAAUGAGUUUACCGACUGGAACGGAUUAGAAGACGAUCCGACAUUAGGAAAGCCAACGAAUUACUUGGAUAUUGUGCUUGCUGAGAAAGCCCGGAAGCGAAAUAAAAAGAAGAGGAAGAGGAGGAAGAAACAAGACGCAGAAAGCGAUGCAAUGAAAUCCAAAGUCGGGUAG